CCGGAACUCAAAAGCGACGCCCCGGCGGUUUCCGACUGUGGCGGACACUUCCAGCCGAGGGACUGUCCCGUGGCAGCUGGGGGCGGCGGCGGGGGACGCGGAGGCUCCGGAGCUGCGACGAUGGAUGACCGCAGCCUGGAGGAGUUCCGACGGCGCUGGCAGGAGGAGCUGGCGCAGGCUCAGGCGCUGAGGAAGCGGCGGCGGCCCGAGGCCGCGGAGCGGCGGCCCCGGCGGCCCGAGGUGAACCCCGGGCGCGGCGAGCAGGCCUCGGGAUACCUGGCGCUGGCCCAGGGCCUCCUGGAGGGCGCGGGGAGGCCCCCCGGGGCGCGGGCGACGCGGGCUGAGAGGUCGGACGCAGCGAGCCGUUCCCGCUCCCCUCCGUCCCGCGAGGGCGCUGGGGGCGGCGAGGCACUGGUGGAGCAGCUCAUCCGCGACCUGAACGAAAUGGAUGAUGUGCCCUUCUUCGAUGUCCAGCUGCCUUAUGAAUUGGCCAUCAACAUAUUUCAGUAUCUGGGCAGGAAAGAACUAGGACGGUGUGCGCAGGUGAGCAAGACGUGGAAGGUGAUUGCAGAAGACGAGGUGCUGUGGUACAGGCUGUGCCAGCAGGAAGGACACCUUCUGGAGAGCAGCAUCUCGGAUUAUUCUUGCUGGAAGCUCGUCUUCCAGGAGUGCCGAGCCAGGGAGCACAUGCUAAGGACCAACUGGAAGAAUCGAAAGGGGGCCGUGAGCGAGCUGGAGCCUGUUCCCGACGCAGUGUUGUGUGAUGUGCACUCUCACGACGGCGUUGUCGUUGCUGGAUACACAUCAGGGGAUGUGAGGGUGUGGGACACCCGCACCUGGGACUAUGUCGCCCCCUUCCUGGAGUCGGAGUUUGAGGAGGACGAGCCUGGAAUGCAGCCAUAUGUCUCCUUUGUGAGGAUAAACAGCUCGCUGGCGGUAGCAGCUUAUGAGGAUGGGUUUCUUAAUAUUUGGGAUCUAAGGACUGGAAGGUAUCCUAUCCACCGUUUCGAGCACGAUGCAAGAAUCCAAGCAUUAGCCCUCAGCCGAAAAGGUGCCACUGUCGCCACAGCCUCUGCAUUUGGUGUUAUAAUGCUGUACCCCAACGAGGAGGGCUACUGGCAGAUGGCUACAGAGUUUGAAGUUCAGAAAUUGGUUGACUACCUGGAAAUAGUUCCAGAUACUGGAAGGUUCCCUGUGGCAAUAGCUGCUGCUGGAGAUCUGGUGUACCUGCUGAAAGCGGAAGACUCCGCCAGAACCCUCCACUACGUCUACGGCCAGCCCGUCACCUGUCUGGAUGUCUCUGCCAACCAGGUUGCCUUUGGCGUGAAGAGCCUAGGAUGGGUGUACGAAGGAAACAAGAUCCUGGUGUACAGCCUGGAAGCAGAACGCUGCCUCUCGAAGCUGGGAAAUGCCCUCGGCGACUUCACGUGCGUCAACCUCAGGGACAGCCCUCCCAGCCUCAUGGUCAGCGGCAACAUGGACAGGAGGGUGAGGAUCCAUGACCUCCGCACUGAUAAAAUUGCGCUGUCGCUCUCCGCCCACCAGCUUGGGGUCUCUGCAGUGCAGAUGGAUGACUGGAAGAUUGUCAGCGGCGGCGAGGAAGGCCUGGUCUCUGUGUGGGAUUACCGCAUGAACCAGAAGCUCUGGGAGGUGCAUUCUAGGCACCCUGUGCGGCACAUCUCCUUUAAUAGCCACAGCCUCAUCACAGCCAACGUGCCCUGCGAGCGGGUGGUGCGCAACGCUGACCUGGACAACUCCGCCACGCACAGGAGACACCGGGGGCUGAUCCACGCCUACGCAUUUGCGGUGGACCAACUGGCGUUUCAGAGUACUCUCCCCAUCUGCCGCCUGGCCUGUGGUGCCAUGAGCAGUCACAACUACAACCUCGCACUGGCCUUCUCGGACAGCACUGCCUAGGGCAGGCCCAGAGCGCCCUGCUCCAGCAGGAGGACGGAGCGGGCUUGUUUGACUCAUCACGUGCCUACUUGAGAGUGGACGUCAGGACGCACCCUCAGCCUGUUCCAGGUGAGGUGUCCCCAUCAUCCGGGCUACGUUACCAACCUGCCCAGAGACCCAGGCCCAGGGCUGCAACCCUCAGCUCUUGCUGAUCCAAGGCCAGUGGCCCCAGGAGGCGCCGGGGAGUUAGCGUGGCGCUUCUGGGAGCCCACCCCCAUCGGACACCAGCCAUGCGGACUCCUACCCCGCACCAGCAGAGCGGAGCGUGCACCCUGCCGGGGAGAGCACACCGAGUGGUCACAGGCAAACGCGCUUGCUUCCCAGCAGUGUGGACCGCACCACGGCCAGUCUCACUGUAGUAAGACACGCACACGAGCCUCGGCCCACGGCUGCAGACUGGAGCCACCUCUCCCCAGCAACAACCCAGGCCUCUGGGCUAGCAGGAGGGGACUCAUUACAUUAAAAAAAAAAAAAAAAAGGGAUGUUAAUGAACUGCCUUUGGUGAAAAGAACAAAUUGCAAGUACGUUAGCAGAGUCCCAGAAAAGCCAGGCCUGCGGAGGCCCUGCCAGCACCCCCUGCUGCUCGGCACUGCUGCAGCCUCCCUCAGGCCCCUUGGAGGGGGAGGCGCAGGAGCUAAGUGACAACACGGAGCCCCACCCAGUGACUCCCAGAGCUGACAACCAGGAAGCCAAGAGGGCCCUGGGCAGCCAGGGUGGGCAGGGGCGCCAGGGGAGCCCACCCUCCAGAAGUGGCCAGGGUGCAAGUGACAACCAGCAGGCAUUUGUCUGCCACCAAACUGCCUGGGUCCCAGCCUUGGGAGUGCAUGGAGUGGCCAGGCUGCUGCCAGUGGGUCGUCCACAAGACACCCUGAAUCCCAGCUCCAGCCUGCUCGGGGGCUGUGCGUGAAAAAAAGCAGGGGUUGGGCAACUCCCCACUUUUCCCUCUACCCGAGCUGGCCAAUCCAAAGCCAGGACCUUCUUUCAGGUGUCCCAUGCAGGUGCAGGGGCCCAAGGAUGGGGCCAGUCUUCUGCUUUUCCUGGACAUAGCAGAGAUCUGGAUCAGAAGUGGAAUAACAGACACUUGAACCAGUGCCCUUAUGGGAUUCCAGCACUGCAGGUGGCACUGCUAAUCCAGCUCUACUGUGGCCUGGGAAAGCAUUCGAAGACAGCCCAAGUGAUUGGACCCCUGCACCCGCAUGGGACACUUGGAAGAAGCUCCUGGCUCCAGACUGGCCCUGCACCAGCUGUUGGGGCCAUGUGGGGAGUGAACCAGCAGAUGGAAGACACCUCUCUAACUCUGCCUUCCAAAUAAAUACAUCUUCAAUAAUAAAAAAAAAAAAAAA
This is a messenger RNA of Oryctolagus cuniculus (rabbit), 3299 nucleotides long. It is a transcript of the gene FBXW8, whose product is annotated as F-box and WD repeat domain containing 8. Lineage: Eukaryota; Metazoa; Chordata; Mammalia; Lagomorpha; Leporidae. The record is from RefSeq and is a predicted model, not a curated record. Gene Ontology annotation, molecular function: protein binding. Gene Ontology annotation, cellular component: Cul7-RING ubiquitin ligase complex; ciliary basal body; centriole. Gene Ontology annotation, biological process: protein ubiquitination; cilium assembly.